AUGGCAUCCGUGGAUGCGUAUAGGCCUUAUCUCGUGGAUUUAUAUGGAGCAUUCGUAGGAGUAUUCAAGACCUGGAAUCCCCCUCUUUCCCGUCAUGAAAGCAUCAUUGGUCUAGUGGUAGAAUUCGUCGUUGCCAUCGACGAGGCCCGUGUUCGAUUCACGGAUGAUGCACUGUUCUUUUUGUUUUUGAGAUUCUUCUUCAUAUCAAAUUCUUCUGAUUAUGAUUUUUGA
Penicillium riverlandense is the source of this 231-nucleotide messenger RNA. RefSeq lists its product as uncharacterized. Lineage: Eukaryota; Fungi; Ascomycota; Eurotiomycetes; Eurotiales; Aspergillaceae. The record is from RefSeq and is a predicted model, not a curated record. The coding region runs from base 1 to 231 and encodes 76 amino acids. The transcript is spliced from 2 exons.